Molecule: messenger RNA, 252 nt
Organism: Scutellospora calospora
Lineage: Eukaryota; Fungi; Glomeromycota; Glomeromycetes; Diversisporales; Gigasporaceae
Source: the annotation of a GenBank genome assembly
AUGUCAAACACACCACCAGAACAAAAUAAUACUACUCAAUAUUUGGUUAAAAAUUUGGCUGUUUCAGUUGAAAAAGUUUUAAAUGAAAAAGAAAAAAGAAAACGUUCCAUGGAAGAAAUUGAAGACGAAAUUUUUGAUAUAGAAAUUCAGAUAAAAGAAUUAAAGAAAAAAAACGAAGAAUAUAUUGCAGCGAAAGAAAGAAAACUCGAAAAAAAAUUGAAAAGACAACUAAGACAAUACGAGAAUAAAUAA